UAUAAUUAUUAGUCAAUUAUUUUUAUAACAAACAAAAAAAGUAACUAAAUUAAAAUGACGCAAGAAAAAGUGGAAGAAGUGAUAGCUGCUGCAGGUGAUGAACCUUUUUUGGGAACAUUGGAUAUUGCACUUUUAGUUGUACUCAUAGCAGGUGCUGCCUGGUAUUUUAUGCGUAAUCGCAAAAAAGAAGAAGAACCCAUACGAUCCUACUCAAUACAACCCACCACAGUUAGUACGACGACAGCUGCUGAAAACUCGUUUAUUAAAAAACUGAAAGCUUCAGGACGUAGUUUGGUUGUAUUUUAUGGUUCACAGACUGGCACUGCUGAAGAAUUCGCUGGUCGUUUGGCUAAAGAAGGUAUACGUUAUCGAUUAAAAGGCAUGGUCGCUGAUCCAGAAGAAUGUGAUAUGGAAGAACUUCUACAAUUAAAAGAUAUUUCAAACUCUUUGGCUGUAUUUUGUUUAGCCACAUAUGGUGAAGGUGAUCCAACAGAUAAUGCUAUGGAAUUUUAUGAAUGGAUUACAAAUGGUGAUGCUGAUUUAACUGGUUUAAAUUAUGCGGUAUUUGGAUUGGGUAAUAAAACUUAUGAGCACUACAACAAGGUAGCCAUCUAUGUCGACAAAAGGUUAGAAGAGCUUGGAGCAACCCGCGUGUUUGAACUUGGUCUCGGUGACGAUGACGCAAACAUUGAAGAUGAUUUUAUUACAUGGAAGGAUCGCUUCUGGCCAGCAGUUUGUGACUUCUUCGGUAUUGAGGGCGGUGGUGAGGAAGUACUUAUACGUCAAUAUCGUUUAUUGGAACAAACUGAUGUACAACCUGAUCGUAUAUACACUGGUGAGAUAGCACGUUUGCAUUCGCUACAAAAUCAACGUCCACCUUUCGAUGCCAAAAAUCCCUUCCUUGCGCCAAUACUUGUCAAUCGCGAAUUGCACAAAGCCGGUGGUCGUUCCUGUAUGCAUAUUGAACUUAAUAUUGAUGGCUCUAAAAUGCGUUAUGAUGCUGGCGAUCAUGUAGCUAUGUAUCCUAUUAACGAUCUGGGACUAGUCGAGAAAUUAGGCAAAAUAUGUAAUGCUGAUUUGGAUACUGUUUUCUCUCUAAUCAAUACUGAUACGGAUAGCAGUAAGAAACAUCCAUUCCCUUGUCCUACAACAUAUCGCACUGCCUUGACACAUUAUUUGGAAAUAACUGCCAUACCAAGAACGCAUAUAUUGAAAGAAUUGGCAGAAUAUUGUACAGAUGAAAAUGAUAAGCAAUUCUUACGUAGUAUGGCCUCUAUAACUCCCGAAGGCAAGGAGAAAUAUCAAAGUUGGAUACAAGAUGCUUGCCGUAAUAUUGUGCAUAUACUUGAAGAUAUCAAAUCUUGUAAACCGCCAAUCGAUCACCUUUGUGAAUUGUUGCCACGUUUGCAGCCACGUUAUUAUUCUAUAUCUUCAUCUGCAAAAUUGCAUCCAACCAAUGUUCAUAUAACUGCUGUUUUAGUGGAAUAUGAAACUCCAACUGGUCGCGUGAAUAAAGGUGUUGCUACAACUUACUUGAAAGAUAAGAAACCAGCAGGUAGUGAAAUCAAAGUACCCGUUUUCAUACGCAAAUCGCAGUUUAGACUGCCCACCAAACCAGAGACACCCAUUAUUAUGGUUGGUCCUGGUACUGGUUUAGCACCUUUCAGAGGUUUUAUACAAGAGCGCCAAUUCUUACGUGAUGAAGGUAAGACAGUUGGUGAUACGGUACUUUACUUUGGGUGCAGAAAGAAGAGUGAAGAUUUCAUAUAUGCAGAGGAACUUGAGGAAUAUGUCAAUAAGGGCACCUUAACGCUGAAAACAGCAUUUUCACGUGAUCAAAAAGAAAAAGUUUACGUUACUCAUUUGAUAAACCAGGAUGCAGAUCUUAUAUGGAAUGUUAUUGGAGAGAAUAAAGGGCAUUUCUACAUUUGCGGUGAUGCUAAAAAUAUGGCUGUCGAUGUAAGGGGUAUUUUGGUAAAGAUUUUAACUACUAAAGGCAAUAUGAGUGAGGCUGAUGCUCAGCAAUAUCUGAAAAAGAUGGAGGCACAGAAACGUUAUUCAGCAGAUGUUUGGAGUUAGAAACGAUUGAUUUAUGCGAGCAGAGUCGUUUUCGAGCAAAACAUUCCUCCGCUAAUGAACAAUCUUGCAUGUUUAAUGUUUCAUAAAAACAAGAACAAGUUUAUUAAAUUUUUUUGUAUAUUUAGUUAUGAUUUUAAUUAUUAUAAUUUUAGUAUCCGGUUUGGGAAUAUUUUCCAUUCGUCAAAUUUUAGCAAACAAACGAAAAGAAAAUACGUUUAUGUUUAUUUCUAUUUAAUUUAGAAAUAUGUAUGUAAAAUAAUUUUUAU
This is a messenger RNA of Teleopsis dalmanni, 2345 nucleotides long. RefSeq names its product NADPH--cytochrome P450 reductase (gene Cpr). The record is from RefSeq and is a predicted model, not a curated record. Gene Ontology annotation, biological process: response to hormone. NCBI's taxonomy places the organism in Eukaryota, Metazoa, Arthropoda, Insecta, Diptera, Diopsidae. The transcript is spliced from 9 exons. Gene Ontology annotation, molecular function: FMN binding; NADPH-hemoprotein reductase activity; flavin adenine dinucleotide binding. Bases 55 to 2079 code for a protein of 674 amino acids. Gene Ontology annotation, cellular component: cytosol.